AUGGCGCUGCUGUACCGCGCAACGCGGCUUAAAGACCGCGCCGACACCCACGUCUUUACUUUCGUCGUCACCCGCUCAGCUACGCGCGAGCCGGACCGUGACGUCACUUCAAAGGAUUUUACUUGCGCCCAUCAGCGUUGGGCUGUCGCAUUCAGCAGAACCGACACUUCCCUGGGCAUCUACUUAGUAUGGCGAGGAGUUUGCGAGGGCAUGCGCGUAUAUGUCGACUUCACCUUUACUCUUCUAAGCCGCGACCACUUCACAGCAAAUGAAGGUUUCUCUGGAAAACAAGUCAGGUUCAACGCAGGAUGUGCAGCACAGGGCCGCGGACGAUGCGUCUCUCUCGCGGAGCUCAACGCGAAAUUCGCGGACGCUCGCGGCGAGUUCCAACUGGAAUUGAGUAUGUCCCGUGUGAGAACUCUUUAUUCUUGUGAACUUCGGGCACCACGGCUUGACACUCCUCCCUUUGCAUUCGCCGCUUUCGACUGGUCUGUGUCUGCAACUGGCGGAAGCGGCAAAGAACCUCUCUCCUUGCGUUUGGUGCGUUUGUCUGGUGAAGGACAGCUGAGUAGAGUCAGAUACGCCCUCGCUCUUGGUGAGGGUGACAGACGGAUACACUCCGGACCGCUCGAAUGCCUGUGCGAUGGUGAGGGACGAACACCCCCUUGGAUACCUAGACCUCCUUCUAGAUUACUUCAUAAAGGAGUGCGGCUAACGGUGGAACUGGUAUGGGCGAGGGCUUUAGCUGAAUUAGCUGUUCCAGUUGGGGGGCGGGCUGCCACCUGCUACGACCGUGAUAAGCAGGCAUGGGCAUUGCGUUGUGAUACACAUUCGGAACUAGUCAGACUCCACAUGUUAUAUCGUGACGUGCACCAUGUGCCUAGAAAUCAUCUACGGUACGUAAGCUGGUCCGCCUGGUUGGUGCGAACAGGGGCUGCCCCCGGCGAACCAGACGCCAGUGAGCUACCAGGUGCACCCUUCGAGAAUUACUACGCUCAAGAAAGUGCAGAUGAAGGUUUGAUGAUGGAAACGGCGCUUCGCGUCGAAGAGGUCUCUCGUGCUGGUUGUCCCUUCUUGCAUCCAGGCGGUGAAGUUAGAGUACGCAUUGAAUGGGGUGAUACUUAUUUGCUCUUCCAAGCUACUUAUCAUGUUUACGACGAUCUGUGUCGUUUGCAUGCUCAUCAAAUGAGACGAGAAAUAGCUGUGUUACAAGCAGAGAACUAUUCAUUGGAGCGGCAGCUGUUUAGCUACCAGAAGAGCCUGGCAUACGCGCAGGCGCAGGCAGGCGAGCCGGCAGCAGCGGAGGGCGGAGGCCGAAGAUCUCCCGCAGAGCGGUCGCUCUCAACGGACACCGAAUAUGCUUGA
Leptosia nina is the source of this 1365-nucleotide messenger RNA. Lineage: Eukaryota; Metazoa; Arthropoda; Insecta; Lepidoptera; Pieridae. The record is from the annotation of a GenBank genome assembly.